GCCGAGAGCGUUAAGGACAGAUCAGCUACUCCACAAAUCCAGCAAGCUUGGUCUCGACACGCGCAUCUGCCCGCCCAUUGCUGUCUCUUGUUGCAAUCUCUCUUUCUCUCUCGCACACAUCAUAAUCACAAAGGUCUCGACCCUUCUUCUCUUCGUCUCUCUCUCUCUCCCCUUCUCUCUCUCUCCCUCUCUUCCUCUUCUCUACUUUUUUUUGCGAUCCCUCACACAUCGGAUUCGGCUUUCUCCUCUGCCCGCGUUGCGUCCGCAAUCCGCCACGUCUCACGUUCGAUUCGGGCGUACGGCUUUCUUCAGCUCGAUCUGAGAUCGAUAAAAGAAGAAGUAAAAGAAAAAGCAAAAGAAAGCAGAAGCAGAAGAAUAAUAAGAAUCAGCCCACAUGGCGCAAUUGCGAGGCGGACACUACCAAAUGGGUGGCGGCUACGGCGUUAGCACCAACCCGGCCACGAGCGACCCUUCGCCGCUGGACCAGAUCCGGGAGCAGACGAGCAAGAUUGAAGACUUCUUCGACACCAUCUCUGAGCCAAUUAAGCCGUAUCUUCCAGCGAUCGGCCGCUUCCUUAUCGUAGUCACCUUCCUCGAAGACGCUCUCAGGAUAAUAACGCAGUGGAGUGAUCAGCUGCUCUACCUCAAGGAAUAUAGGCACAUCCCAUGGGGAAUAACACACCUGUUCCUGAUUGCCAAUGUCAUCACCAUGUGCGUCUGCUCGACCAUGAUCAUUACUCGCAAGCAUUCCGAAUAUGCCGUCUUCGGCCUUCUCGGCGUUGUCGUCACCCAGGCGCUCGGUUACGGCCUCAUCUUUGACCUCAACUUCUUCCUGCGCAACUUGUCCGUCGUCGGCGGUCUCCUCAUGGUCUUAUCCGACUCGUGGGUCCGGAAGCGAUUCGCUCCCGCUGGUCUGCCGCAGAUCGACGAGAAAGACCGCAAGAUGUAUGUCCAGCUCGCCGGUCGCGUCUUGCUCAUCUUUCUCUUCCUCGGCUUCAUUUUCGCCGGCGAAUGGAGCAUUUGGCGCGUUAUCGUUAGCAUCUUCGGCUUCGUGGCCUGCGUUAUGGUUGCUGUUGGCUUCAAGGCCAAGAUGAGCGCUGUGCUGCUCGUCAUGAUCCUGAGCAUAUUCAACGUGAUUGUGAACAACUUCUGGACCCUUCACCCGCACCACCCUCAUAAGGAUUUCGCCAAGUACGACUUCUUCCAGAUCCUUUCCAUUGUUGGUGGUCUUCUCCUCCUGGUCAACAUGGGCCCAGGUCAGGUCAGCUUCGAUGAGAAGAAGAAGGUCUACUAAGCUAGCCUGUGCGGUUCCACCGAAAUUACCAAUUGAGAAAUUACAGCCCACCCGCAACGCACUGUUCAGGAUAGCGACCAUUUCUUUGAUCGGCUGGCCAGCCGCACGUAAGCUUACUACACCACAACAAUCACCAGAACUCACCAAACACUCAUGUACAAUAUCAUUGUAUGCAGCGUCAUUGGAAACAUCUUUAACGUUGGAGAAGAAUCACAAAAGGCUGGGGAAAAUACUUUAUUUGCGACUAUUCAGGGCUAGGUUUGGGGUGUGGAGUAAUUCUACAUGGCGCAAUAACUGGAUCUAGCGGCGCUCGUAUAGUCGCACCUUCCCGGUCUCUUGCCCGGGAUAGAGAAUGCGCGUGUGUUGGAGAGAAACAGGACGGCAAAAAGUGUGGAUGCCUCAGGAUUCAAUGAUGAAGAACAUGGUAGCAAUUGAGUAUCAAGCUUAUUAUUUUCUUGGAAUGAGGAAAAGGUGCCCCAAGUGUGCAGCU
Verruconis gallopava is the source of this 1784-nucleotide messenger RNA. RefSeq lists its product as uncharacterized. The record is from RefSeq and is a predicted model, not a curated record. The coding region runs from base 395 to 1294 and encodes 299 amino acids. NCBI's taxonomy places the organism in Eukaryota, Fungi, Ascomycota, Dothideomycetes, Venturiales, Sympoventuriaceae. Gene Ontology annotation, cellular component: membrane; endoplasmic reticulum-Golgi intermediate compartment; endoplasmic reticulum. The transcript has 5 exons. Gene Ontology annotation, biological process: Golgi organization.